This is a messenger RNA of Antrostomus carolinensis (chuck-will's-widow), 1000 nucleotides long. Its product is annotated as WD repeat-containing protein 70-like. The record is from RefSeq and is a predicted model, not a curated record. The annotation marks the transcript as partial. Gene Ontology annotation, cellular component: site of double-strand break; nucleus. Gene Ontology annotation, molecular function: protein binding. The transcript is spliced from 8 exons. NCBI's taxonomy places the organism in Eukaryota, Metazoa, Chordata, Aves, Caprimulgiformes, Caprimulgidae.
AGGCUCGUGAAAGAGAGAAAGAAGACCAGGCUGAAAAAGAGUUUAGAAAUCCCUGCACUGAUUCAUCACCUUCAGUAUCCAGUGCAACAGGAGCUGGGUCCACCUUAACCCGAAGAGAGACAGCCUGUAGUGAAAGUGAAGACAGCUCAGAUGAAGAGUUAACUGGUCCUUCUGUGCAAUCCCAGACUUCUGCUCAAGGUCCAGCUGGGGAUACCGAUGAUGAUGAUGAAUUUAUUGGGCCACCACUUCCACCUGGGUUCAAGGAUAGUGAUGACGAUAAUGACAAUGAUGAUACAGAGGAGGAAGAUAAUAACCCUGUCAAGAAAAUUCCAGAUUCUCAUGAAAUUACACUCCAACAUGGGACAAAAACAGUUUCUGCUUUGGGGUUGGAUCCUUCUGGUGCCCGUUUGAUAACUGGCGGAUAUGACUAUGAUGUUAAAUUUUGGGAUUUUGCUGGGAUGGAUGCCUCUCUCCAAGCUUUUCGGUCACUCCAGCCUUGUGAAUGUCACCAAAUCAAAUCUUUACAGUAUAGCAGCACAGGAGAUGUUAUUCUUGUUGUCUCUGGUAACUCUCAGGCAAAAGUUCUCGACAGAGAUGGCUUCCCAGUAAUGGAAUGCAUAAAAGGAGACCAAUACAUUGUGGAUAUGACAAACACAAAGGGUCAUACAGCAAUGCUCAAUUCAGGCUGUUGGCAUCCAAAAAUAAAGGAAGAAUUUUUGACAUGUUCUAAUGAUGGAACUGUGAGGACGUGGGAUGUUAACAAUGAAAAAAAGCACAAAAGUGUAUUUAAACCACGAUCAAUUCAAGGUAAACGGGUGAUUCCUACAACUUGCACAUACAGCAGAGAUGGUAAACUUAUUGCAGCUGGCUGUCAAGAUGGCUCCAUCCAGAUCUGGGAUAGGAAUAUGAGUGUAUUGAAUUCAUUAAUCAGUAGCUCAUCAAACUUCAUACUGAAAUCAGUUAUUCAUCCAGAUAAUAGGCAGAAGAGAAUAGCAUCCAG